This is a messenger RNA of Melitaea cinxia (Glanville fritillary), 2494 nucleotides long. RefSeq lists its product as uncharacterized. Lineage: Eukaryota; Metazoa; Arthropoda; Insecta; Lepidoptera; Nymphalidae. The transcript is spliced from 15 exons. Gene Ontology annotation, molecular function: protein binding. The record is from RefSeq and is a predicted model, not a curated record.
UACAAAAAAUACUGUAAAAACUAAUUCAGAUCAUUCGAAUGAAGACCGCAAUAUGUCGUCUGGUUACGACGAGGGACCAGUUUAUUACAGGGAAAUACAGAAAAAUGCGUAUCUCAAAAGGAUACCGAAUGAUAUCAGCACAAGCAAACUUCGGCCGUUGGGACACAAGAAGCCACCGCUCAAACCAAUGUGGACAUUGUUCUGCGUACACAAUGGUAGGACUCCAUUCCUCGAACAAUAUCCUGAGCCGGAUUCCCCAGCAACUCUUGCUCACAGACCGACAUGGCGAGCCUGCCUUCGAACAGCACGACACGUGACAGCCAGUGUUAAACCGCACGUGGGAGAUGAGUACGACUUCCUCGUUGAUACAGAUCACGGACCGGUUAGGAUGCUGGCUCCUGAUUGGGACUCAAUGCAAGAUUGGGUGACCUUACUCCGUACGAAGCUUCACGAGCUUCGCAUCUUGUCUCGGGGCGAGAACGUGUAUGGGGCUCCGCCAGCGGCCCCGCUACCUCGAGCUGCGGCGCGGGACCCGACCUCCCCCCUCCCCCCCACACCGCCUGUACCCGUUGACAGGGUACCAGGAAUCGACCUAACACCAAUCACGCGACCGUCAAUAGACCAACCGGCAGACGCACAAAAUACAACGCAAACAACCGCUAACCCCCAACCAGAACCCCCCACGAACCCCCCAGAAACCCCCACUACCACACAAAUCCAAUACCCGAACACAUCCCUCAACAACGUCACGAUAAACUCAUUGUCAACAGAUGAUUCAAAUAUCGACAUAUCAAACUGGGAACCAUUUUCAUUGCCAAGUACAAGUAGAACGGAGCCCAAGAAGAGUGUAGCAAAGAUCUGCGGUCAGAAUAUAUGCCUAGAUGAUUCAUUGUUCAAGAGAAAUGUGACAGAUAGCGACGAGGAAUUCUUCGCUGAAAUAGAUAGACAGGAUACUGAUUUUGAUUUCAAGCAAAGGGUUGUGGUCAAUAAUGGUGAACAUUUGGAUAAUGGUGACAGGUGACUGUCACCUCAAAGAUCGAAUGUAACAGUCAUCCAGGUAUCAAACAAGGGACCCCCUCACACCGCCAUACCAGUGUUAGGACCUGAAACGGAUGUAUUCGACUUUGAUUUUAAACAGAGCCUAACAAUAACGCCCCAGGAAGACAAAAACAAUUUCAUUAACAUCGUCAACACAGAGGCACAGAAUGAUAAUAGCUAUGGAACUGUCUUUGAAAACGGUUCAGACUAUGGCCACUUAAGUCUGACGACGACUGUCAACUUAACAGGACAAGACGUUAGGAUGACAGCUGGCAACGAUGAUGGCCUUUACGAAAGACUGUGUAUGGCGUCGACGUCGAACGUAACGCCGUCUCCUUUAUCGAUAAGGCGGUUGAGAGCGUCAAUAGUCAGAAAGACUUCACUACCGAAUUUGGACACUGAAUCGGACUACGAGUGCCUAUUCCCUAAUUCUAGUCAAACUGGCAACACUCAAAAUGGUAGGGUAAAUAGUGAUGUUAGGAAUAAUGUGGAUACUAGUGCAGUGGUUACGAGGUCGAAUGUCGAAAGGUCUCAGAGUCAGAACGCGUAUGAUGCAGCUCCAAGACGCGAAGCGAGAAGAGAACAGAAUAGCAGUCCUAAGAGAGAAGUUAGAACUGAAAAACCAGAACUGCCCCAGCAGAAACCGAUAUGGAAGAGGGGCUUGACGGAGCUCUCGUUAUUGAGUAGGUUAAGGGGUAUCACGCAAAUUAAGAGGCAGGAAAGUCCGACAAGGCACGAGGAAGACGGACCAGCAUCGCCCGGCAAAGUAGUGCAUAGAUCUCGACCGGUCGGCAGAGUCGAUAGUUCCAGACGAAGAAGUAACUCUUUGACUAAUUGCCAGCCGGCCCAGCCCGCAGCGCUGCAGCCGCUGCGCGCCCAGCAGGCGGCGGCGCUGAGAGCGGAGCAGCGGCGCGGCGCGUGCGCGGCCGCCGUGCUGCCGGCCCGCGACGCGCCGCUGCUGUGCGACUACGAGCGCUGCGUGUGGGUGGCACGUUGGGCGGGCGUUAGUGGGUCCCGUGUGGGCGGGCGGGUUGGAGACCGUCUCGCUGCGUUGGGCGGAACACCCGUAGCUUCCGCUCUACAGGCGAAAAGAGUUCUCAAGAACUUACGUUCUCCGCGGGUGGACAUUCUGUUCCACCGAGUGCCGCUUGCGAAGAUAUACGUUAUAAGUAAAAUGGAGAACGAGGGCUUAGGAAUAAAGCUGGAUAACGAGUGUUGUAUAGUAUCAGUGGAGCCCUCAUCUGCCGCCGGUCGGGCGGGUAUCCCUCCUAAGGGCCGCUGGGCCCUAACUGAGGUCAACAACCGACCUAUCGACCUCCUCAAGGGUGGCGAAGAAGAUAUGAACAGGCUAGCGUCUCAUGGAACCGAAGUCUCCAUUCUAAUACAGCCUGCAGCUUUUGUGAAGAAAAUACGUGCAGCUUUGAAAGCUAAUAAACCUUUAUUAGGACUGAGAUAA